Molecule: messenger RNA, 2414 nt
Organism: Heterotrigona itama
Lineage: Eukaryota; Metazoa; Arthropoda; Insecta; Hymenoptera; Apidae
Source: the annotation of a GenBank genome assembly
AAAGAGCAUAUAUAAUCGCGCCUAAACGCACGUUAACCUCACGGCCUGGCUGGUUGGCUGGCUGGCGCGUCGCCUGUAAGUCGAAAUGUAAGCACAAUGCGAGAGAGAAACGUGAAAAGUGAAGCGCUAGUUCGAAAGUGAAGUCGUACGAAAGCGCGCGCGUACUUACGUCCUAACAUCACGUAUUUUUUGACACUUCUCUCGACCACGGUGUCACACGCACGCAGGAUCUCCCCUCCAGGUGGUGAUCCAACAUUCUCUCUGCAGAGAAUAUUUCUUUGUGAAGAUAAUUCCAAUCGGUCCCUUUGACUUUCUUUCUUUCUUUUUUCCCUUUUUGUCUGUUGCGUGUAUCUCGAGGAAUCAUGAACAACUCGCCGCAGAAUACCGAGGUGGCCGGGCAACAACACCGUGCCGGCGUUGAGAACAGCGACGAGGAGGAAUGGAGUGGUGUCGUGGAAUGUGUAAUGUUAUUACAUCGACUCGUGUAUCGAAAGAAUGAUUUUUAUUUGCUGAAACAGCCUUCCUCAAGCAGUUUCUUGUUGCCCAUUUCGAGUUGUUUUUCGUGGUCAAGGAAAUUCUGUGGAUUGCACAACGCUGUGCUGGAGAGAUCAAAAUCAGAUCGAGUAACAAGGGCGGAUGAAGAUAGACGUCGUCGUACCAUCAUCGUUGAGAAGAAAAAUGGUACAUACGGUUUUACGUUACAGAGUUAUGGGAUACAUUACAAGAGGGAACAGGAAAUCGAGAUGGUCACGUACGUCGACUAUGUGGAAUACGAUGGGCCAGCGUUCAAAGCAGGGAUGCGAGAAGGUGACGUGAUACUUUCGAUAAAUGGCCACGAAAUGGACAGAGCAGAUCACAAAACAUUGGUCAAUUUUAUAAAGAACUGUGAUACCAGGAUGCGAAUGGUUGUGUCCUUUGAAGACUGCGUGAGAAAGGUGGAAUUACAUAUGCGCUACAUCGAAUUACAACGUGCUCUUCAAUCACGCCUCGGUGAAUUAGAGAGACUCUGCGAGAGAGAACGGUCUAUUCUCAUGGGUCGAUGGAAAACCCAUUCACUGCCAGCACGCAAGAGAACGCCUAACAGUAUGAUUACGAGUAACCCCAAUCAACCAUCGCCAUCAUCAAGUUUCAAUUCUUCCACCAUUCAAUGCUGUCGGCCUGCUACAUCCACGGAACAUCUGUUACUUUAUAACGUGGUAUCCUGUAUAAAAAUAUCUCCUGCGCCUUUUCCAGAUGGACGGCCGUGUUUAGUUCCUCGGAACACCGCUUGCUUAGUAACAGUAGGACCACCCCGUUCGCGAAGCGAUCAUCACCAUUUUCUCUCAAAGAUGUCGAGCGAAUCAGGGGCGACAGUUUCGUCGCGGCAUAGCUAUCACCAGGCAAACGGGAUGAACAGCACGCCAGCCAAAUCGAAAUCGCACAAAUCGUGUCAACAGCAACAGCAACAACAGUCGAAUGCUAGCGGUGAUUCGCUUCCUCUGCAUCCUCCGCCCCAGAAUAGCCUUUGCGUUGCCUGCAUCUCAAGCGCUAGUCGUCGUAGGGAACAAUCGGAUAGUGGUAGUUUGGACGCUUAUGACUUAGCCAGUCCAUGCUGUGACCCAAAUUGCGUGCCCAGUCGUAGACGCCGAGAGAAACAAAGGAGGGCAAGAAACGAGCAAAAUCAUCAUUCGCAACAGCAACAACAGCAGCAGCAGCAGCAGCAACAACAACAACAACAACAACAACAGCAACAAGUACAGCAUCAUCAUGUACAGUCGCAACAAUCGCAACAACAGCAGCAACACGGUGCGCAUAAUUGUUCGCGUACAUCGGGACAUAGUCUGCAUUCUGUUACCAGUAGCGAUAUCUCGACCGCAGCUGAAAGCGUGGCCUCUUGUUCGACGAGCCUAAGUACGGAUACCCUCUACUGGGAUCCAAGCGUACAUCAACGACCACCGCCGUGCCUUCAGUAUGCUAAACCAAAGUCCUGGGACAAUUUGACUACCAAGGCGUUCGGUGGCUACGGUUUCGGAUACGGUUACUUGGAUACAGCUACUAUAAAAACGCACAGUGCAGAGAGGCCUGGGAAAAGUGCGCACGGACGCGCGAAAACGCCUACUGGAACUGUACAGAGGAGAACGAGCAGCGGCACUACGUAUUCCGGUAGUUCCAACAGACACUUCCAGCCAACCAAGUCUACCGAAAGUUUGUUAAUACCGCCACCGUAUCAGGGCGAGCUGGAUGCAAGUCUAAGCUGUGAAUGUCUGGAUGGGCCAGCUCCGCGGUGCAUGCCGGUGAUUCAAGUAGAAAAGCACAAUCGGCAGGAAGAGGCUGGAUAUAUUAUCAAUACGCACGCUCAGGUUCGACAUCGACGAUCCAGCCAUUCCGAUGGGAAAUUAAGGGCACUAAAUAAUUCCGAAGUGACGCGUCUGUAA